AUGCCAAACGUCAUUAUCAAUGGUGAAUCCGAAAGCAAACCCAACGUCAAUCCAUACCGAUACGAAGACGCCGUGGAGUCUGUCACGCGGGGUACUACAAGCUUUGAAGCGGCGCGAAACCUUGUUGCCCAACUAGACGGCCGAGAAAGAUUGUCCUUACUUGACGGCGAUGAGGGGUUCUGGAAGGGAUUUCGGGAUCUUUUCUACGAUCGAUUCAAUCGAGUCCCCUACAUUUUCGGACAAGUUGAUCGCCUUGGUAUACCCGGUAUUCGCUUUUCGGACGGUCCCCGAGGGGUUGUGAUGGGCUCAUCGACCGCAUUUCCCGUCCCGAUGGCCCGGGGUGCCACUUGGGAUGUGGGUCUAGAGCGCCGUGUAGGGCAUGUCAUUGGCCUGGAAGCCAAAUCGCAAGGGGCUAACUUCUUCUCUGGGGUCUGUAUCAACCUACCACGUCACCCAGCGUGGGGCCGAAGCCAAGAGGUCUAUGGCGAAGAUCCGAUACUUCUUGGUGAAUUUGGCGUAGCCUUGACAGAGGGUGUUCAACGGCACAUAAUGGCCUGUGUGAAACACUUUGCUCUCAACUCCAUGGAAAAUUCUCGCUUCAAGAUUGAUGUGGAAGUCGAGGAGGAUGUGCUCUACGAGGUGUAUCUGCCACAUUUUCGGCGAGUGGUUGAGGGGGGAGUUGCCUCAGUCAUGUCUUCCUACAAUUCGGUGAACGGUGAAUGGGCUGGACAAAGCGAGAUGCUUCUGACCGAGGUGCUUCGUGAGAAAUGGAAUUUUGACGGUUUCGUCAUAUCGGAUUUCAUCUGGGGGCUCAGAGAUCCUAUUUCAUCUGUCAAGCACGGUUUGGAUAUAGAAACGCCAUUCAAACAACAACGGCACCUCCAGCUAAACGCUGCUCUCGACGCGGGAGAACUGAAAUGGUCUGAUAUUGAUCGAUGUUGCACACGCAUCCUGUCGAAAUGUCUGCAGUUCGCACAAACGCUUGAUGAGAAACCGAGUGUUUCAGUGGUGUUUUCGGAUGAACACCGUGCCUUGGCGCGCGAGGUGGCCGCGCGCUCCUGUGUUGUUUUGAAAAAUGAUCACAUCAAUGGAAGUCCUCUCUUACCCAUUCAUCCUGGUAAUAUCAACCGGAUUACCUUGGUAGGACGCCUUUCUGAUAUUGAAAACACCGGAGAUCGUGGCUCCUCGCACGUUUGGUCACCACGCGUGGCCACAAUAUAUGAGGGCAUUACUUCUGCUUUCCCUGGUUGUGAGGUAGUACUCGAGACAAGCUGCUCGGUUGAGAAGAUCCAACAUGCCACAGCGACUGCAGAUCUUGUCAUAUGCGUUGUCGGGUAUACAGCUAACGACGAGGGGGAAUAUGCCGCCCCGACGUUGAUAAAAGAUCCAGACUUACGCGCCUUGUUCCCACCAGCAAUCACAACAGAGGAGAAAGCUCUGGCCCAGUUCCUCGACAACGCAGGUCUUAGAGAUAAAGAUCGGUCAGACGAUGCCUGGAAGAGUGGUGCCGGGGGUGACCGGUCCAGUCUUCGACUUCGACCUGAGGAUGUGACCGUCAUCGAAACAGCGACUGCAUGCAACGCUCGAACCAUUGUUUCUGUCGUUGGUGGAAGUGCCAUCAUUAUGGACGAAUGGAAAUACAGAGUGCCAGCUUUGAUUAUGAGUUGGUACGCUGGAGCUGAAGGUGGACAUGGCCUAGCGGAUGUUGUGACGAACUGCGUCCCCCCAAGUGGGAGACUACCAUUUUGCAUUCCCGCAGAUGAGUCACAUCUUCCCCAUUUUGAUACCGAUGCCACCAGAAUCAAGUAUGAUCGUUGGUUUGGACAAGCUUUGCUAGACAAGCUCCAGGUCAAUGCCGCAUAUCCUCUCGGUUUUGGCUUAUCAUACACAAGGUUCAACGCAGUUGACAUGCAUUUAGGUGCAAGUGAACGAGAAGAUGAUGACGAGUCGAUCGAUGUAUACGCAACUGUACAGAACACAGGGCCCUAUCGUGGAAGAUAUGUCGCCCAGGUCUAUGGUUGCCAAAAUCUAUCUGAAUUUCCCAGAAGGCUUCUUCUUGGUUUCAACGUCUGUGAUAUUGACCCUGGGAAGCAGGCAACAGUGCGUGUGAAUGCUUCGCUUAGGCCACUUCAACGGUGGCGAGAUGGCCGAUUUAUCCUACCCAGUGGUGAUGUUGAGAUCGAGUUCGCGACUCACGCCGGCGACGCGCACGCUUUGAGAUGUGUCUAUCAGCUGCGCACUGCCACCUGA
Penicillium olsonii is the source of this 2250-nucleotide messenger RNA. The record is from the annotation of a GenBank genome assembly. Lineage: Eukaryota; Fungi; Ascomycota; Eurotiomycetes; Eurotiales; Aspergillaceae.